This is a messenger RNA of Cuscuta campestris, 1393 nucleotides long. Lineage: Eukaryota; Viridiplantae; Streptophyta; Magnoliopsida; Solanales; Convolvulaceae. The record is from the annotation of a GenBank genome assembly.
AGCCAACUUCAUCUAUAGAAACUUCUGAAAAUAAUUCCUCAUUAGAAGAUUUAGACCAAAUUUUCUUUGACUUCUACCUGACAGGUGCAACUAUGUUUGCCUAGAGGAUAGCUGUAGCCAAGCAAGUUGAGAUGAGCUUCUUGUGAGUGACACUGAGGACUCUUCCACAGGGAUGGGAGAACCGUAGGGCGUACCUUGUAAAGGAAGCGAAGAAGAGCUUCUAGAUUAGUUUAGUAGUUAGUUCAGAAGUGUAUUCAGAGAUUUCAACUCAAGAUCUGUUCUAUUCCGCUCGUUUGGAUGUUUUGGAGCAAAACAGAUCAAUUUGGGGCAAAACAAGGCCCAAAGUCGUGAAAGAGGCAUUAGGCAGGGGGAUCCCAUGGCACCCACCCUGUUUCUUUUUUGUGUGGAAUACUUCUCUAGAUUGAUGAAGAUGAUGGUCAAACAAAGGAAAUUUAGCUAUCACUUGCUUUGUGCUACUGAGAAGAUAACCCAUAUUGCCUUUGCUGAUGAUUUGAUGCUAUUCUCUAGAGGAGAUGUCACCUCGGUUACAGUCCUGGCAGAUGCUCUUAGACACUUCUCUCAAUUUUCUGGACUUCAUAUUAACCCACAUAAGUCUAACAUUUAUCUUGCAGGUGAAAUUAAGGACAAUAAAGAUGACAUUUUGAACCUGGUGCAAUUCCCGGUAGGUAAACUACCUGUCAGAUACCUGGGCUUGCCACUCACAUCUCAAAGGGCUUCUGAAAGGGACUUUGCCCCCCUUCUUGCUAAAGUGGAGGAGAAUAUACAUAGAUGGAAUUCCAAGACAUUGUCCCGGGCAGGGAGAGUGGAGCUGAUUAAGAGUGUCAUACAAGGAAUUCAGAGUUUUUGGCUUCAAGCCUUUCCAGUCCACAAGUCUGUGCUUAACAGGAUUACCACUAUUUGCAGAACUUUUCUUUGGGGAAGUAAAUUUUCAAAGGUUGCUUGGUCUGAUAUUUGUAAGCCCACUAAAGAAGAAGGUUUGGGACUUAGAGAUUCCUACACCUGGAACCAAGCUUUUCUGGUCAAGAACCUUUGGAAUAUUGCCUCUAGGAAGGAUACACUGUGGGUAAAAUGGGCCCAUUCAGUUUAUCUUAGAGGCAGAGAGAUCUGGAGCUGGACACCUAAGAAGGGUGACUCACACCUCUUCAAAAGGCUGUCCAUUGCUAGAGACACCAUGAUUGAGAAAUGUGGGGGGCUUGAUAACAUUGAAGAGUACAUGCAGGGUCUAUGUCACAAUGGGGCCUUUAACACCUCCAAGUUAUCAAAGGUCUGACCAUGGGGAGCAAAUUGUUUUAAUGUGAUUAGCCUAGCCCUUGUGUGUGUACCCCAUAUAGAAAUUGCACCACCUUUUGAUGCCAGUGUCUAUGUGUUAAGG